AGUGAACAUAUCCUGUCCGUUUAAUGCUACUAUUUGAGAAAUGGAUAUGCUCUUUCAUUUUAAAACUGAUCAUGUUUCUGACUUUACUUCAAGUGUCUGCAUUUUGUUCUUAAAUAUAAUGUUUCUCGUGUCUGUAACUUAACUUACUUUUCUUUGGUCGGAUUCGGAUAUUUGUCCAACAUAACAAGAUGGCCGCUGCCAUUAGGAAUCGUGCAAACAUGAUGUGGCGCUUAGGCUGGAACGCGGUUACCAAGGCUCGGCCAGCUCCUCCCAAAGCGAACAUAUCGACACUGUGUCAAAUAUUCUCAAACAAUCUGAAGAUAUCACAGUGUAGGUCAUUCAGCGCCAGUCCACUCAUCUCAAACAGAAUUCUAAAGAUGAAAACAGAGCCUAAGAUUCAGAAUACACGAUGUCUUCUACAACCAUCAAGUCCAACUUUAGUUGCAAAAAGAAACAAGGUCUAUUACAGCAAGAGAAAAGGCAAACCAAAGACAAUCAAGGCAGUUACAAAUAGAUUUUAUAGAUUGGACUGGGGUAUCUGGAUCCGUACACAGUCAGGGAGACAUAAGAGGAUAUGGAAAAAGUCCCAUUCUAGGAUAUCUCUCCGACAACAUUUGUUUUGUAACAGACAACAGAGUAGACUUUUAGAUAAGAUGACCACAGAGUACUGGCACCGACCACGAUAUUACGUGGACGAUCCCUAUGCACCCUAUCAGAAGAGGACCAAUUUGCAACAGUACUUUCCUGAAAAAACGUCCUUUCUAUCCUUAGGUAGAGAAUAAAGAUGAAUUCGCUAAAGGUGUGCUGUGAGAGUCUUACAACAAACACAAGAAAGUGAUAUUUGAUUCAGAUGUUGUAACAGACUUUUGUGUGAUUAAAAUCUGAAUUUCUGUU
Molecule: messenger RNA, 894 nt
Organism: Haliotis rubra (blacklip abalone)
Lineage: Eukaryota; Metazoa; Mollusca; Gastropoda; Lepetellida; Haliotidae
Product: 39S ribosomal protein L35, mitochondrial-like
Biological process (GO): translation
Cellular component (GO): mitochondrion; ribosome
Molecular function (GO): structural constituent of ribosome
Source: RefSeq, a predicted model, not a curated record